CUCCGCGAGGAGAGGACCCGAGAAGGGAGGGGGGAGGAACGGACCCCCUCCGUUCUAACGGGCUUGAUUGGGCCGCCGGGGUUCCAAAGGGGUGUGGCCGGCCUUGGCCGAGGGCUAUAAAAGCCUUUGGUGGGCAUUGGCCACCCUCAUUAAAGUGAGGGUGGUGGAGGCGUGUUCUUAGCAGCCGGGGGGGCGGGGGCGAAGCGGGGGGAGGGUAUCUGAUAUUCGUUUUUCUACCCCGUAAAUACAUAAAAAGAAGAACUUCUGAAACGACAGGUCCAGCGUCUCUUCGAUAGGGCUGCAGGCUAUCUGGUUCCCCAAAUCUAGAGUUCAGAGUGCUAGGCUAGGGGUAGGUGCAUGAUCUAAAGUAAUUUGUAUACAGAGCAAGGCGCAUAUGUGAUCUCUUUAAGGAUCAAAGUUAAAUUGUGCUGCUUUACAGCCCUCUGUGCAGACCCAACACAAUGAAUUCUAAUGUAGAAAAUUUGCCUCCUCAUGUGAUCCGGCUGGUUUACAAGGAAGUCUCUACUCUGACCUCAGACCCACCUGAGGGCAUCAAGGUAUUCCCCAAUGAGGAGGACAUCACAGAUGUGCAGGUCACCAUUGAGGGACCUGAGGGUACCCCAUACUCGGGUGGCCUCUUCCGCAUGAAGCUGAUUCUUGGCAAAGACUUUCCUGCCAGCCCACCCAAAGGCUACUUCCUGACCAAAAUCUUCCAUCCUAAUGUGGGAGCCAAUGGGGAGAUCUGUGUCAACGUGCUCAAGAAAGACUGGAAAGCGGAACUGGGCAUCCGGCAUGUCCUGCUGACCAUCAAAUGUUUGCUCAUCCACCCCAAUCCGGAAUCAGCCCUGAACGAGGAAGCAGGGCGCCUCCUGUUGGAGAACUAUGAGGAGUAUGCCUCCCGUGCUCGCCUCCUGACGGAGAUCCAUGCCCAGCCCUCAUCCGGCCUGCGCACCAAGGACCCCGCCGAGCCUUGCUCCUCUUCCGCCAGCGCCUCUGGAGAGGGCCCCAUGGCCAAGAAACACGCAGGCGACAGGGACAAGAAACUGGCCUCCAAGAAGAAGACCGACAAGAAGCGAGCUCUCCGGCGGCUUUAGGGGAUGGGGUGGGCGAGGUGGGGUCUGUCACACAGGGUGGGGUGAUGGGCAGUGGGGUUCCACAGUACAUUUUCAAUUUCUCCUCUUUUUCUUCUCCCACCUUCCCUUUGAGACUACAGUCCAACUUUUGUCUCGCCCUUUUCAGAUUUUUCUUCUUUUCAGUCUUUAAGUUAUUUAAAUUAUAAAAGCAGAAAAAUCUAUUAAAUGCCUUUUUUUCUAAGAAGGUUCUCAUUGUAUAGUUGCUACCAUCCUGUCAACCUGGGGUGGGGGUCCAUCUUGAGAAUACCAUGUUCCCAUUUUUUAGAAAGCAUGUUGUUGGAGCCAGAGAAGAUUCAAAAUAAAGAUAAUGGUGGGGAUGGGGGACAGUAUCUUCUCUUUUGAAGAAGAAUUGGAAGAGGUUGCUGCUUUUUUGAUUUGUUGGGAGAGGCAAGAUGCUCAAACCCUCUCAAAUUCCUUUUUGGACAUAUGUGAACUGUGGAAUUGGUGAAAAGAAAUGCUCCUCUUAGAAUUCAGGAUUCCUCUAAAAUUUUUUCAUUCAGGACAAAGAAAAUGUUCUUUCCCUAAUAUCUACUUAAGGAAGUCAAUUGCCUUGAUGUGUUAAUGUCCACCAGCUCUUGGUUGGUUUUUUUAAAGGUGUUAGGGGACAUUGAUCUACCUACAUGUCUUCACCAUGAAAACUAAAUGGAACCUCCCAUGAUUUAGAGGCAGGGUACCUGUUCACCAAUAGUGGGGCAAGAAUGUGUGCUGGAGGACAGGUAGGAAUUACCUUCAUGUUCCUCUUUCGACUUGUUUGGGAACACCUGCUUGACUGUUUUUGGGACCUUUGAUCUGCUCUAGCAGGGCAAUUUUAAGUUCAGCAGAAGUUGUGUCCUCACCCUGCAUCCAGAUAUAAGACAUUUGCAUUUGUCACCCCUGCAGUAGGUCAGGCAAAUGAUCAUGUGUGUCACCUCCUAGUAUAAGAGGUGUAUAGAGACAAGGGAAGUUGAGGGAUGAGGAGCACAGCUGGUUAACCACUAGUUUUUUAAACCUGGGAUAUUGAACUUUUUCUGCCUGGAAGCCAAAUUCAACAUUGCAGAAGCUCUUGUCUAGUAGUGGGACCCAAAUAUUUAAAAAUGCCAGUAUAUUUUAACUUGAAUUUCUUACUUUUCAUUAUCUAAAUCGUAUUGAUGUUUCACCCUUUUGAAUGGGGGUGGGGGGAAGGGCGGCAGGUGGAAACCUGCAAAAGGCAGCGGACUGUGAAAUGAUUUGCAGCAGUAAGGCUGUGGGAUUUAAACAAUGUAUGUAAUGUGUGAACUUGCUCCACCUGCACUCAUGUUUGAGUGUAUUUCUGUGUCAUGAACAUUUAGAGGCAGGCUGGGAUCGAGCCCUGUGGUUUGGCGUGGACACAGUAUGCAGGCUGUGUGAUGCAGCCCACAAGAGUUUGACUUGGCCUCUGACUGUUAGAUUACGUGCAGCCAAGGGGCUCUUCAGCUGACAAGGGAACCCGAGUUUCUUUCAUCUCCAUGCAGGUAUCACGGACAAUGUUGUGGUGGUGAGUUCUUUUUUGCAAUCACAGCCAAGACCAAAACUGCCUUUCCAUCCUCUUACCUGAGAAACUGAAGGAAAGAGAGAUGGGACUUUUAAAGAAUUCCACCUUUCCCCCAGUAGCUUACCUUUCCCAUUUUAUUACAU
This is a messenger RNA of Varanus komodoensis (Komodo dragon), 2765 nucleotides long. RefSeq names its product ubiquitin conjugating enzyme E2 S (gene UBE2S). The record is from RefSeq and is a predicted model, not a curated record. The transcript has 4 exons. Bases 462 to 1094 code for a protein of 210 amino acids. NCBI's taxonomy places the organism in Eukaryota, Metazoa, Chordata, Lepidosauria, Squamata, Varanidae.